AUGGAAUACAGAUUAUUUUCGGUCCCUUUCUUUGUGUUUUUCGUGGCUUUCCUUCUAUUUCCUCUGACAGCCGUCUGUUCAGAUAUGAGCUACAAUAUUCCGGAAGAAACGAAGCGCCAGUAUGUGAUUGGAAAUAUAGCAAAGGAUCUCAGGAUGGAUGUGAAACAAUUAUCUGCUCGUAAAGCUCGGAUAGACAGUGAGGACAGCAGCAAACGUUACUGUGAUAUUAAUCUGAAUACUGGUGAUUUAAUCGUGGCAGAGACAAUAGACCGAGAGGAGCUUUGUGGAUCACAAAUUCCCUGCAUUCUUAGCUAUGAUCUCGUCCUGGAAAACCCUCUUGAAGUCCAUCGUAUAAUUCUUCAAAUUCAGGAUAUAAAUGACAACGCACCACGAUUUCCAAAUGAACGUAUUAUCUUUGAAAUCAGAGAAUCGGCAGAUAAAGGCCAGCGAUUCCGUUUGGAUGAGGCGCAUGACGCGGAUGUCGGACAAAAUGCGGUCAACAGUUAUUCACUGCAGAAAAAUCAACAUUUUAUAUUGACUGUUCAUGAUACUGCAGAUGGGGGAAAAUACGCUGAACUCGUGUUGGAAAAGGAGUUGGAUCGUGAGCAGCAGAAGGAGAUAGAUAUGAUACUCACAGCCACUGAUGGUGGUUCACCGCAGAGGUCUGGCACUGCUGUCAUACACAUCACUGUUCUCGAUGCUAAUGAUAAUGUCCCAGUGUUUAGUGAGUCUGUUUAUAAAGUCACCCUGGCUGAAAAUACACCUUCAGGAACAGAAAUAAUCCGAGUGAGCGCCACUGAUGCUGAUGAAGGUCAAAACGGGGAAGUGAUUUAUGAAUUCAGCAGAAUGUCAGAUAAAACUGCAAAAUUAUUUUCUAUUGAUAAGACAACAGGACAAAUCGUGAUGACUGGAGAAAUUGAUUAUGAAAAAGACAAAAAGUAUGAAAUGGGAAUUCAAGCAAAAGAUGCAUCUGGAUUAGCAUCAGCUGCUAAAGUUAUAAUAGAUAUAACUGAUGUUACAUCAUAUUUGAUCAUUGCAUUAGUUUGCGUGUCCACCUUCUUCCUGACGUUCAUCAUAUUGAUCGUGGCAGUGAAGUUUUGUCACAGGAGAAAGCCCAGACUGUUGUUUGAUGGAGCAGUUGCUGUUCCCAGCGCCUAUCUCCCUCCCAACUAUGCAGAGGUGGAUAGAGCAGAAACUCUCCGCAGCUCUUAUAAUUAUGACGCGUAUCUAACCACAGGCUCGCGCACCAGUGACUUUAAGUUUGUGAGCUCGUAUAAUGAAAACACGCUUCCUGCUGGUGAGACUUUGAAAAAGGAGCACAAUUUUCGUUUUGGUUCAAGCAUGAUAACACUUGACUUUACGGGAAAUGAAGAUGAGAUGCUGAGUGGCAAUGAAUGA
This is a messenger RNA of Sinocyclocheilus anshuiensis, 1398 nucleotides long. RefSeq names its product protocadherin gamma-B7-like. The record is from RefSeq and is a predicted model, not a curated record. Gene Ontology annotation, biological process: homophilic cell-cell adhesion. The transcript has 2 exons. Gene Ontology annotation, cellular component: plasma membrane. Lineage: Eukaryota; Metazoa; Chordata; Actinopteri; Cypriniformes; Cyprinidae. The coding region runs from base 1 to 1398 and encodes 465 amino acids. Gene Ontology annotation, molecular function: calcium ion binding.